AUGCCCCUAGUUGUUAAGACAGGUUCUCCAAUGGAUACUGAUAACGAGACGGUACCACGCAAUGAGAGUCUUGAAUCUGAAAGUGCGAGAAGGAUACGAGAAAUAGAAGAGACUGAGAAAAUGAUAGUUGAAGUACUGCGCACUGCUGGACAAGCCAUCAUGGGUUUAGCAUUAAAGGGGCAAGGAGAAACCAAUGAAAAUGCGGCAUCUUCUUCUACUUCAACCGCAGCAGACGGCAAGGCAACUGAAAAGCAGCAGCUUAAAGCUUUUGAAGAAUUGGUUGCAAAAUUGAGAGAUUUGCUUGAUACAAUUCAAUCACGACUGCGUGAACAGUUCCGUGCAAUGCGGUUGUUAGGAAUUACAACCGGCGACAUUCCAUUUCGAGUAGUUACAUAUGGUGAAUCUAAAGAAUACGAAACAUGGAUAAGUGCAGUUAAGAUAAUACGGAAAGAAUUAGAUAGCGUAGUCGAUGUCGAUACUGAUGUUAAGGCCGAGCAGUUCAAGACAGAAUUGACUCCACAACAGAUCAAUGAUAUUAUAACACCUUAUAGAAUAUAA
This is a messenger RNA of Paraglomus brasilianum, 558 nucleotides long. Lineage: Eukaryota; Fungi; Glomeromycota; Glomeromycetes; Paraglomerales; Paraglomeraceae. The record is from the annotation of a GenBank genome assembly.